Molecule: messenger RNA, 1722 nt
Organism: Mytilus trossulus (common blue mussel)
Lineage: Eukaryota; Metazoa; Mollusca; Bivalvia; Mytilida; Mytilidae
Product: vitelline envelope sperm lysin receptor-like
Exons: 10
Coding region: 272-1675 (467 amino acids)
Source: RefSeq, a predicted model, not a curated record
GUUUAUAAGAUAAAUCCGGGACAAAAUUAAUGUACAUCAUUGUUAUCACGUAAAAGGCUAUAAUUAGUGAUUUAUUUACAAACUUCCCUUUAUACAUACCUUUGUAGAUGUUAUGGUUGUUUGGUUAUUUAACUUAAGAUUGAUAACCUUAUUUGACAUAUCGUUUUAAUAUAGGACGCAGGUUUUAAAAUCAAUUUUCUAAGUAUUGUGUUAAAAUUCUGUCUUCAUAUGGAAACCAUGAAAUGAUGAAUAUGACGACACACAAAGCUAAAUGGCAAUCGUACUCCUGGUAUUACUAAUAAGUUAUGCAGUACCGAAUAUUUUAUGCAAUAGUAUACCUGAUAUGGUACUAAACGUCUAUACUACAUGCGCACCAGAUGUAAACGGAACAGCACACAUAUCAGUGGUGUCAGAUAAAGCUGUCGACGUUUUGAUAGACUGUAGAAAUCAUGAGGUGUACAAUGUGAAUCAAACUGGACCACCAGAAUAUUACAAUACAACAGUGCAGUACCCUGAAAACGUUACUGAACCAGGUUGUGUAUUUACAAAAAAGGCCAACUCUAAUGCUUAUUAUGCGACAGUAGAGAUAUCAUACAGCGACGAGUCUGGAGUUAGACGUGUGGUAGACACAUACAUUGUAACGUGUACAUAUGAUACCCACAACGACAGUAUAUCAUCAGUCAUAGAAGUAUCCAGAUCUCUGGUUCCAACGAAACAGUUACAGAGUCAUAUAGGACAUACUGCAAGCUCAGCAUUUACUAUGGAAGUUCAGGAUGUCUUAGGACGCACAAUUACUGGAAAUAUAGGUUUCAGAACAAAAAUACGACUGGUGAUAACUAUGUCUGGUACAGCCACAGAGAAAGGUUUUAAAGUAGUCAAUUGCGAAGGAAUUACAGAAGGCUCAAGUCAUAAAUACUCUUUUUUGCGAUCAGGAUGUGGUGACGGAUAUGUUCUGGAGAGUGAUAAAGGGUUUGAGACAGACGGUCUGGUUGCAAGAAGUCCAUACUUCAAGUCUUUCAUGUUGUAUAGUAGUACCUCUCUAUCCUUCCAAUGUACUUUUAACACCUGUGAGGAAAAGUGUGAUGGAGAUUCGUGUACUCAUUAUUUCAAAGGAAGAAGACGUCGCAAAAGAGAUGGAAAUCAUUUAGGAUAUAUUUCUGGAACUGAAGAUAUCAAGAAUGAAGAAAACAAAGUUCAGACAGCAGUUAUACGAGUUACUGGUCCAGAUAUUAGUAAAACUACAAACCCAGGCGUGUCGUCUCAAUCAGACAAACCAUUGCAGUCCACAAUAUUGGAACCAGUCAAAAGUUCUAAAAGAAUAACUGUUUUAAAACCAUACAAUAAUUUUAAAAAGAACGCUGUUCAUGGACUGCAAAAUAAUAUAACAAGAUCAGCUAAAUUAUCAAAUAUGUUCACUAAAAUGUUCCUACCUGCACAGCACCAAACAAAAUCUACAAUAAACCUAAACACCCAUUCUUCCAAGAAAAGGUUCACACAUGACCAAAUUGGAGCAAUAGUGGGCUGUUCAUCGUUCCUUCUGAUGAUAGGACUAUUUUUAGGCAUUACUUUAUGGCAUAUUAAGCAAAAGAAUAACAUUGAAUCACAAUACCGUACUCUCAGGGUUUCUGAUGUUAGUAGCUUGAAGGUUCAUUUACUCGACAAUGAUGAAGAGUAAUACUGUUGUAUUUAAUUUGUAAUAUGAUUAAAAGUGUUGGGGGAAAA